GUCUUCAUACAUUUAUACCCUUAACCUUAUGAUGUAUACGUGUAUCGUAGUGAUGUGUAUUGGAUAUACAUAAGUUGAAAUUGAUAAAACGUAAAUUAUCAUAUGAUAUUAUGUUGUCAAUUGGUUAGUAUAAGUAAACUAGUGUGUUUUAAAAUGGCAGACUUAAAUGAAAAGUUACUAUUAGAACUUUUAAAAAAGCCUGGAAACAAUGAAUGUGCUGAUUGUGGAGCUAAAAACCCCGAAUGGGCUUCUUACAAUAUUGGAGUGUUUUUAUGCACAAGAUGCGCUGGCGUACACCGAUCCAUGGGUGCACAUAUUUCGAAAGUAAAACAUUUGAAAUUGGAUAGAUGGGAGGAUUCACAAGUUACCAGAGUAAGAGAAGUUGGAAAUAAUGCAGCAAGACUUUAUUACGAAGAAAGGGUACCUCCAUGUUACAGAAGACCAACUGAAAAUACACCCCAAGUUUUAGUAGAACAAUGGAUCAGAGCUAAAUAUGAAAGAGAAGAAUUUUGUCAUCCUGAAAGACAAAACCAAUAUGUUUCUGGAUUUAUGGAAGGAUUUUUGAUGAAAAGAGGAAAAGAAGAUUCACGAUAUCACCCUCGUAAAUUUGUUCUUUCUGAAGCUGAUGAUACCUUAAAGUACCAUGUGAAAGAACACAAAGAUCCUAAAGCAGUUUUAAGAAUAUCAGAAUUGAAUGUAGCUUUCGCACCACCGAAAACGGGAAAUCAAAAUAGUCUUCAAAUUUCAUUUAUGAAAGACGGUUCCACGCGUCAUAUUUAUGUUUAUCAUGAAGAUCCAGAAAUUAUUACCAAUUGGUAUUUAGCUAUCAGAUGCGCCAAGCUUCACAGGUUACAAGUUGCAUAUCCUGGUGCAUCAGAAAAUGAAUUAAUUUCUCAAUUGACUAGAGAUUUUCCAAGAGAAGGUUUCCUCUGGAAAACUGGACCUCGACAUUCUGAUGCUUACAAAAAAAGAUGGUUUACUUUGGAUGGCCGAAAAUUGAUGUAUCAUGAUGAUCCCAUGGAUGCUCAUCCAAAAGGAGAAAUUUUCAUUGGACAUAGCUCAGAAGGAUUCUCAGUAAAGCUUGGUGUUCCACCAGGAGCAAAGGAUCAAGGUUUUUCAUUUACUCUCGAAACACCAGAUAGAAGUUUUUUGUUAUCUGCUCAAAGUGAUGACGAUCGAACCCAAUGGAUGAAUGUUAUUCAAAAAGUUAUUGACAAACCUUUGACACCACAAGAUGCUACUGUUGCAGCACGUUUAAUAAGAAAACGUACAGCUAGUGGUACAAUGAAUAUAUUUUCAUCAACAAGAUAGAGUUAAAUGAAUCGAUCAAAAUCGUAUUUUUAAUAACAUUAGAAUCUAAUUGUAUCUUAUAUUAAUAAUGUACGAUAAUAUUGAUUACAUCAUACAACGAUAGAAAGCAUAACAAAAAUUUGAUCUAAAAAAAUGAACGUAUAACAAUUAAAAACUUGUAACGUCACUAAGGAGAUAAUGAUUAUUUAUAGACAAUUAUUAGCUUACGUAGUUUCACAAAAGAAUAUAAGACUGACAAUAAAGCAUCAAUGCAUGUAACCUUUCUCAUGCAAGUUAUACUUAUUUAAUACAUUCAUUUGUAAAACUUAUUUCAUAUUAAAAACUUUCACUGAAUUGAGAUUGA
Chelonus insularis is the source of this 1654-nucleotide messenger RNA. RefSeq names its product arf-GAP with dual PH domain-containing protein 1-like. Lineage: Eukaryota; Metazoa; Arthropoda; Insecta; Hymenoptera; Braconidae. Bases 103 to 1311 code for a protein of 402 amino acids. Gene Ontology annotation, cellular component: cytoplasm; plasma membrane; intracellular membrane-bounded organelle. The record is from RefSeq and is a predicted model, not a curated record. Gene Ontology annotation, biological process: positive regulation of GTPase activity. Gene Ontology annotation, molecular function: GTPase activator activity; phosphatidylinositol-3,4,5-trisphosphate binding; phosphatidylinositol bisphosphate binding. The transcript has 5 exons.